AUGGCCUUCCUCUUCAAGUCCAAGAAGAGCCAGGACCGGGCGCUGUCGAGUCGCGAUGGCAAUUCUGGCUCCCAAGGCUCCAUCCAGAGUGCCGGAUCUCGCAUGGCCCGCGACGAGAAGGGCGCCCUGGUGCAGCGUUCGACGCCCACGGGCAGCCUCAACUCUCUAGACAAUGAUGGCAGCGUCGGAAGCCCAGAUCGCGGCCAUGGCCGCCGCGGAGGAAGCGUCGACAACACGCAACCCAGCGACUUGCCUCUUCGAAACGGACCCCAACCAACAAACCCGAAUGCGUCCCUCUACCCCUGGUCGCAACGCCGGUUAACCUACACCACUUCGCACCCGAGUCCCUUCCCCCGCUAUGGCGCCGCCGUCAAUGCGACGUCGUCCAAGGAGGGCGAUAUAUACAUGAUGGGCGGCCUCAUCAACAGCUCGACCGUCAAGGGCGAUCUCUGGAUGAUUGAGGCCGGCGGCAACAUGGCUUGUUAUCCGCUUGCGACGACUGCAGAGGGCCCGGGGCCAAGAGUCGGCCACGCCAGCUUGCUCGUCGGCAACGCAUUCAUUGUCUACGGCGGCGACACCAAGAUUGAGGAGUCGGACGCGCUGGACGAGACGCUCUAUCUCCUAAAUACUUCAACCCGACAUUGGUCGCGCGCGCUGCCUGCCGGCCCUCGCCCCUCCGGACGCUAUGGGCACUCUCUGAACAUCCUUGGCUCCAAGAUCUUCAUCUUCGGCGGUCAGGUUGAGGGCCACUUCAUGAAUGACCUCUCCGCUUUCGACCUGAACCAGCUGCAAAUGCCCAACAACCGUUGGGAGAUCCUAUUACAAGGCGAGGCGUCGCCAAAAGCGCCGGCCGCGCGCACGAACCACUCAAUGGUCACAUACAACGACAAGAUGUACCUGUUUGGUGGCACAAACGGUUACCAAUGGUUCAAUGACGUCUGGUGCUACGACCCGGCCAUUAACACAUGGGCGCAGCUGGAUUGCAUAGGCUACAUCCCUGCCCCUCGAGAGGGGCACGCCGCCUCUCUCGUGGACGAUGUUAUGUACGUCUUUGGCGGUCGCACGGAGGAGGGCAGCGAUUUGGGAGACCUUGCCGCCUUCAGGAUAUCCACGCGAAGGUGGUACACAUUUCAAAACAUGGGCCCGUCUCCAUCUCCGCGUUCUGGCCACAGCAUGACGACGGUUGGCAAGUCGAUUGUGGUUCUUGGCGGCGAACCGAGCUCCGCGGCGUCCGCCAUCAACGACCUCGGCAUUCUCUACGUCCUGGACACGAGUAAGAUCCGCUACCCCAACGACAGCCAACAAGGCGCACAAAAGAUUACUCAGGGCCGCCGGCCGAGCGCGAGUGAUGUGCAGAAUCCUCCCCGCGCGAUGCCGGCUCGAGAUGGCUCUACCGGCCCUUCAGACUCUAGAAAAGGCAGCGGCGGCGCAAUCGCUCCCAUGGUCAGCCCUACGAAUGGGCACAAGUCACCCCCGCCCGGCGUCGAUCCUCGCGCUUCCCCGAUCUCUGGAGGCCCGGGCCCGGCUGCGGCCAAGCCUCGCGCCGCCCUGACCUCCAGCCCGGCAGGACCACCUCCAUCAGGCCCGACACCCGCCAAGCCCACGGGCGAUCAGUCAUCGAGCAUCGGACGAGUCCGUGGGCUAUCCGCCGACCGUGCUGGCGCAGCGGGCCCUGGCCAACCCCCGGUAUCGCUCGACGCAGUUCCUGAAAGCGCGGCUGCGGCUGCGACAGUCAACGGUCGCCGGACGCCCACGCACCCGGCCCGCGGACCUACAAAGCAGGAGCCACCUGCUGUCGAGCCCGCAAAGGCCAAGCAGACUCGUCACGGUCAGUCAUCAGGCUCCGUCGAUAGCUCAGCGGAAGCCGCAGCACGGGCCGUGAGACCAUCCUCACCCCCGCCGCCUACACGGCAGCCGAGCAACCCCUUGUCCAGGCGGUCGUCUGGUCGCAACUCCCAGACGGUUGCCCUUCUCAAAGAGCUGGACGCUUCACGGAACAGGAAUGCUUGGUAUGCUUCAGAGCUCGAACUGGCCCGCAAGUCGGGUUACGUUUCGACCGCGACGUUCAGCCCGACUCUCGAUGCCAAGGCCGCUGAAACUUUUGACGAUGAGGAUCGACCUUUGAUAGAGGCUCUCCUGGCCAUGCGAACCGAGCUGGCCAACGUCCAAAGCGCCGUGGAUAAGCAGGCUGUUCUGUCUGCGAAGCAGAUUGCCGAGGCCGAGAAGCAGCGCGAUGCAGCGAUUCAGGAGGCGGUCUACGCCAAGGCCAGGCUCACUGCCUAUCACGGGGGAUCUGCCAACAGCACUCCGCAACUCGACCGCGAGCGAGAAGACGGUGGCUACAGGGAGAGCGAGCUGAGCAAGAAGCUUGCCUCGGCGCUGCACGUUCAGAGAAGUCUCCAGUCGCAGCUGGAAACCGCCAGGAGCGAGUUGGAGGCAGAAAAGAAGGCUCGAAAACUCGCCGAUGACACGACCAGCGCGGCGCAAAGGCGCAUGGGGGAUCUCGAGACCUACAAGCAGCAGACCUCAACCGAGGUCGAGCGGCUCAAGGCCGAGCUGCAUCUCGUGCAGCGCGAGGCCCGGGACCAGUCGGUCUCGUGUGCUGAGGCCGUCGCGGCCCUCGAGCUUCUCAAGAUCGAAAAGGAGGACUUUGCGACCAAGUACGAUGAGGCCGUUGGCAGUGCCAAGGACCACAACGAGAGUUUCCAGUCCUUGCGGGACGCCAUCGCUGCAUCCGAAGAUGCCAGAACACACCUUGAGCAGAAGCUCGAGGAGGAGCGCGCCCAGAAGCAAGACAUCGAGGCCAAGUUGAACCAGCUGAAGGCAGAGCACGAAGCACGCACAACAGAACUCGUCUCGACCACGCAGCGUCUACGGGACGCCGAAGAGCUUGCCGAACGGCACGCCAACGAGGCCAAGACCCAUCGCCAAGCCGUGCUGGCAGGUCUCGACAAGAUCUCGGCAAGGGAUGUUAGCGCCGUCGGCAAGGCGGACACGGAGCGCCUGGGCGCGCUCCAGAACCAGGUCGCUGCCGCGAACGCAUUGGUCAAGAAGUACCAGCAGGAGGCAGACAGCGCCGCUGCUAAGCUUCGAAGCGCCGAGGAGCGCAUUGCUGGCCUGGAGCAGUACCAGGAGCAGGCCAGUCGCGAAGGCGUGACCAUCAGGAGGCAGCUGCAGUCGUCCCUUCGCGAGGUGCAGUCCCUGCAAGCUGCGCAUUCAGAUGUCAAGAACCAGCUGGCAGCCCAGCAGCUUGAGACGAACGCCAUGACGGUGCAGCACAACGCACUCAAGGACAUCCUCAACGAGCGGGGCAUCAGUCCGACGAGCGCCGUGCGCGGCCGUGGCCUCACGAGCCCGCGAGACAUGUCUCCCGAGCAGACUCGAAUGCGGGACCUCGAGAUGCAGCUCGCCAGCACCACGGCGGCACAUGAGGAGGUCAAGCAGGCCUUUGCGGCGCAGGCGCAAGAGUCGGAGCUUGCGUAUCGUGAGAAGCUUUCACAGCUCGAGAGCGACUAUCAGUCGGCCGUGCACUAUGUCAAGGGAACCGAAAAGAUGCUUAAGCAGCUCAAGGACCAGCUGUCUCGCUACAAGACCGACAAUGGCCGCCUCAAGGCCGAGAUCGAGGAGCUCGAGAGCCGAGCCCAAGACGACGGUGACAGGUCGGAGGCACCCGCCCACUGGGAAAAUGAACGCGACGCUCUCCACAAGAGGAUCGAGGGUCUCGAAGCGGAGCUGCGGAACUCGAGCGCACAGCUGGACAAGAACCUGCAGUCUCUGAGGGCGGAUCUGGCCGAGAGCAACCGGCAGCGAGACGAGGCGGCCAAGUCUGCCACGACGCAUCGCAAGGAUCUCGAGCAGCUCCAGUCGGAGAACGCCCUCCUGGAACAGCGCGCCACCGAUGCGGAGCAAAAGGUCUCGCUUCUUCUCGACCAAGUCGAGCAUUCGGUGGACAGCUACCGCCGCCGCAGCCGCCAGCUGCCGGCCGAGGCCGUCGCCGAGGUCACCUCGUCUGCCAACGGCCUGGGCGGCCAUGUCCGCAGUGAAAGCUCCGGAACGGAGAGCGCGUACGGUGGCAACGGCCUCGACGGCAGGGACAGCGCCGCCCUGGACAACCUCGCGAGCGAGCUGGAGACGCUGCGCAGCCACUGGGAGGCGACUAACAAGAACUACCGGCUGAGCACCAACUUCGACUUUGACCAGCCGACGCCCGUCGGCAAGAAGGACGACGAUGCCGCCCCAGGGGCCGGCCUAGGUCUGAGCGAGAGCCUCGCUGACUGGAGGAAGCGACUCGACACCGAUGACCACCAGACCGGCCCGGACAAGCCACACCAAAACUAA
This is a messenger RNA of Purpureocillium lilacinum, 4338 nucleotides long. RefSeq names its product negative regulator of mitotic exit. Gene Ontology annotation, molecular function: protein binding. NCBI's taxonomy places the organism in Eukaryota, Fungi, Ascomycota, Sordariomycetes, Hypocreales, Ophiocordycipitaceae. The record is from RefSeq and is a predicted model, not a curated record.